Erigeron canadensis is the source of this 1442-nucleotide messenger RNA. RefSeq lists its product as uncharacterized. NCBI's taxonomy places the organism in Eukaryota, Viridiplantae, Streptophyta, Magnoliopsida, Asterales, Asteraceae. The record is from RefSeq and is a predicted model, not a curated record. The coding region runs from base 46 to 672 and encodes 208 amino acids. The transcript has 7 exons.
UAUUGCCAAUUUCAGAAUAAUAAUAAUAAUAAUAAACCGGUAAUAAUGUCUUAUUGGGUUUCAUAUUUCUCUACGGAACCUCAUCUCCGCCCUGAUUUUGCAUCUCUAGAUCUGAAACGAAAAUGUGAUUUGGUAAUUCAGCUGAUGGAAUUACGUGAACUUAAUCGAUCUUUACCUGAGAUGUUUGAUGGGCGCGACAAAAACUAUUCAAGGCCUUCACAUCUAAAGAAAAAGGAAUUAAUGGCGUUCGGAGAGUUGGACGAUAAAGAGGCCGACGAUCUUAUGAGUCCUUCUUUGGAGAAAUCAAUGAUGCUGUUGGACCUGGACUCGGAAGAGGCCUGGAAACUUCAUGAAGAAUCUUGCAAAGAGUAUGACCUAAAGCAAGAGAAAUUUAAGAACCUUAAAUGGGAGGAAAUUCCCCAGUACGUGUCUGAGUGUUCCUCGGACGAGGAUGAGUACUACCUUCCUCAAAGUUUCAAGGAGCAUAUACAUUCGUUUGAGGAUCCCGUGCGUCCUUCUUCUUAUAAUCAAGAAUCCUUCGUAGAGAAAGAGUUACAUGAUGAUGAUGGAACACUCACAACAUAUGUACUUGGGGACUCUUACAAAAAUGAAUUAAUAGAGAUGGGGGCUGAAGAAUAUCGGGAAAAGAUGCGUCAACUUCUGCAACUUUAGGAGAAUUGGCGACAUCGUCCUUCAAGAAGACGUUAGAAUCUAGGGAAGGGUUUUCUUGUUUAUAUAUUGCCAAGCCUACCCAUAAGUCCAUAACCAGGUACCCAAAUUUGUAAUUUAACAGUCAUUGAUUUUUUUUUUUCCUAGGAAUCGUGGUAUAAAAGUCGAACUACCAUGAAACAAGCAUUACAGGUUUUUAUGAUGUGUGUUGAGGAGGAAGAAAUUGAUGGUUGAGUGUUGAAUUUGGUCAACUCAUUAUUUUCAGUCUUUGGGUUCGGCGUGAUCAGUUUCGUCGUUUAUAGGAGCAUCGACCGUGGUCUACAAACGAAGUUUACUUGUUGUAUGAAAACUGCGAGACCUACACGAAGACGACUACAAUAGCUUUAUAUUGCACAACCUUUGUCAUAAACGGGAUCUGAGACUUUUGAAUAUUAAGGGUGACGUGGUUGAUGAAUCAAAGUCCACAAAUUGGUUGAUGAAAGUGAGUUCAAUCACUUGCGAGACAAUGAUUCCAAUCGAAAUCUUAAUGUUAAAAUAGACUUCAAGACUUAACAAUUUUGUUUUUAAAAGGCAUGAUAAACAUUUUUGAAGAAUGAAGAGCUAGGACUGGUCACAAGGUUCAUGACAACACUAUAUAUUUUUGACGAAUGAAGAGCUAGGUCUAAUCAAAAGGUUCCGGAAGCUGGCUACAGUAGAUAUUUUUGAACAAUGAAAAGCUAGGACUAAUCAGCUGUAAUUUAGUUAACUUAUGGAGAUAUGCUACCACUUUUACA